Microsporum canis CBS 113480 is the source of this 1650-nucleotide messenger RNA. Its product is annotated as U4/U6 small nuclear ribonucleoprotein Prp4. Gene Ontology annotation, biological process: mRNA splicing, via spliceosome. Bases 46 to 1650 code for a protein of 534 amino acids. Gene Ontology annotation, molecular function: U6 snRNA binding; U4 snRNA binding; protein binding. NCBI's taxonomy places the organism in Eukaryota, Fungi, Ascomycota, Eurotiomycetes, Onygenales, Arthrodermataceae. The record is from RefSeq and is a predicted model, not a curated record. The transcript is spliced from 3 exons. Gene Ontology annotation, cellular component: U4/U6 x U5 tri-snRNP complex.
UAUAUUCGAGACAGCUUCAUUUUCCGAUCCGGAGGGCGAGGAAUCAUGCAUCCCGCGCGGCGUGCCUAUGUGGAGGAUGCGCCGGAGGAUACGGACAUGGGAGUAGACCUCGCAAAUAUUCCCGUGGACCAUGACUACGAGUUACCAUCUGCUGCCGCUGGUAUAGCUCCAGAGAAAGCUUCGGCUAUAUUAUCUCAGUUUGAACGUAAACGACGAGCGGCUGCCAUUGCCGUACCUACAGACGAUGGCCGGGUAAAAGCACGAUUGCGGGAGUUAGGCCAUCCCAUUACACUUUUUGGAGAAGACUCAACGGACCGACGAGACAGACUAAGGGAAAUAUUAGCGGACUUAGAAGAACAGCAGGCCACUGCUGCUGGCGAAGGUGGCGCGCAAGAUGUGGGUAUGGGAGGAAUGGAGGAAAGGGAAGAGGAUCAAGACCAAGAGGAGGAGUUUUAUACCGAAGGCUCGCAGGAACUACUCGAGGCACGGAGGGAGAUUGCGAGGUACUCAUUACCCAGGGCCAAAGCGAGAAUAGAUCGACAAAAAGCCGAGUCCACUAUACCUCUCAGAGUACACGUAAAGCACAGGAAAGCAAUAAGGGAGAAGCUGGGCAACUUUGAGCUGUAUGGCUCUCAGAUUGCGGGAGACAGGCCCGUUAGCAUCACCAGGUUCUCUCCAAAUGGUGAAAUAUUGGCUGCGGGGAAUUGGAGUGGAGGUGUCAAGCUUCUUACGAUCCCAAACCUGGAAGAAAAGGCGAAUUUACGAGGCCAUACAGAUCGAAUUGGCGGGAUCUCAUGGUUUCCUGGGGCUACAUUACCCGAAUCGAAUAUUUCUGAAUCCUCCUUGAAUCUCGCCACAGGAGGGGCUGAAGGGAGUAUCAGACUUUGGUCCCUCGAUAAGGAUACAUCGAUUGGAACCCUUUCUGGUCACUCUGACCGUGUCUGUCGCGUUGAGUUCCACCCAUCAGGGCAGUAUCUUGCCUCUGCGUCUUUUGAUACCACCUGGAGACUGUGGGAUGUGCGGACAAACCAGGAGCUCCUUUUACAGGAAGGACAUUCUCGCGGAGUUUACGCGCUAGGAUUCAACACUGACGGUUCUCUCCUAGCUAGCGGUGGGCUCGACAGUAUCGGACGCAUAUGGGAUCUUCGUACCGGCCGAACAGUUAUGAUCCUAGAAGGGCAUAUUCGCGAGAUAUAUGCACUGGAUUGGGGAGUUGAUGGGCACCGUAUCCUAUCCGGAUCAGGAGACGGCUGGGUCAAGUGCUGGGACCUCCGGCAGGUUCGAGGUACUGGGGGUGUAGGGGCGCAUAAGAGCGUUGUGUCUGAUUUAAGAUGGUAUAAGGGCAGUGACUCCGUUUCUCUCCUACCAACGACUUCCGUGCAGGAACAAAAUGGAGAUAUGAUGGAUGUGACGCCUACGCCAACUACAGACCAGCCAGCACAGCCUCCUCAACCCAAAAAAUCGGGAACUUUCUUCGUUUCCAGUGGAUUUGACAAGAACGUCAACAUCUUUAGCGCGGAUGACUGGUCACUGGUGAAGUCGCUCCAGGGUCACUCUGGAAACGUCCUCAGUGCCGACGUCAGUGCGGACGCAAAGUGGAUCGCCAGUUGUGGGCACGAUCGCACGGUGAAGUUAUGGGGCCUUGAAUAG